AUGAGUGAAAAUUUUUUAUUCGUUUAAAUCAGAAGAGAGAGUCGAGUGCAAUACUAGAGAACCAGUUAAUUUUUGCAGUAAGGUAUAUUCAUAAUAUUGAUCAUAGAGUAUUUAAUCAGUUUAAUAUAGCAUCUGCAUUUUUUAACUCAGUUACAUUAUUUAUGUCUUAAGAGCUACCAUUAAUCGUUGAGAAUUUAAUAGAAGAAAUUGGAACGCUUAGAUUGUAUUUAGCCUCUAAAAUAAAUGAUUAGUAAUCUUAAUGA
Molecule: messenger RNA, 263 nt
Organism: Paramecium sonneborni
Lineage: Eukaryota; Ciliophora; Oligohymenophorea; Peniculida; Parameciidae
Source: the annotation of a GenBank genome assembly